AUGGACCAGCUUCUUGCAACCAUUGCCGAGCUGGAUCGGGCGGCUAUAGCUCAGGAACGGCAGAAUGCCGAGCUACAGUCCGCCCUGGAUUUGAAGUCGCAGGAGCUCCUUAAGCUCCAACACGAGCUUGCGGCUCUGGAGCCGGAGCCAGACGACUGGGCGCCGCCUCCCCGGCGCUGCGCCCGCGCGGUCAGAGCAGUGCUGCGCCUGCUGGUGGCGCUGGGGGCCGUGCUGGUGCUCUGGGAGGCGGAGGCAGACUGGCGCGCCGACGCGCCUUCCCGCGAUGUCCCAGAUGUGACGGUCCCUUUGCAGGGUUUCCUGCAGAGGGAGGCCCUGACUUCCAGCGCGGAAGAGGACCACGCCCCGCAGAGUCCGCAUCCGUCCUCGCAGAUGGAACAGGUGCAGGUGCUCCCGGAAGUGGAGCUACCGCAGAACAGCGAGAGCACGGAGCAUGAGCAAGAUGUGAAGCCACCGAAGGUGGAGAGUCUGACAGACAAGCAGAGAGUGGAGGAAGCUGCCCUGCCCAAAGGACAUGCAGUGGAAAGCUCGGAGAUCCCUGAUCACACUGAUCACACUGUAUCGACCGCCGAGUCCUCAUCCAUCAUCGUGGAGCCCCAGAGAAUCACAGACGGACCACCACCAGCGGAGGGGUCACCAGCGAAGGGACCACCACCAGCGGAGGCGCCACCAGCACAGGCGCCACCAGUGGUGGAGGGGUUAUCAGUGGUGGAGGGGCCACCAGCGGAGGGGCCUCCAGCGGAGGGGCCACCAGCGGAGGGGCCUCCAGCGGAGGGGCCACCAGCGGAGGGGCCACCAGCGGAGGGGCCACCAGUCGAGGGGCCGAAAGCGAGCGUGGCUUUGAACCCUACAGUGGGAAACAUGCAGAGAGGGCCGCCUCAACCCUCUCCAGCCAAGGGAGCAGAGCAGCAGGAGGACGCACCACAAACCUCCGCAGGCAAGGAUGCCCCGGUCCGACUCGAAGCUAGGAGUCAGUCCAGCAACGACCGAGCUCAGAGGCAACCCGGUGUCCUGUCAAAGGGCAAGGUGUGA
Symbiodinium natans is the source of this 1050-nucleotide messenger RNA. The record is from the annotation of a GenBank genome assembly. Lineage: Eukaryota; Dinophyceae; Suessiales; Symbiodiniaceae.